This is a messenger RNA of Penicillium cosmopolitanum, 510 nucleotides long. RefSeq lists its product as uncharacterized. The coding region runs from base 1 to 510 and encodes 169 amino acids. NCBI's taxonomy places the organism in Eukaryota, Fungi, Ascomycota, Eurotiomycetes, Eurotiales, Aspergillaceae. The record is from RefSeq and is a predicted model, not a curated record. The transcript has 3 exons. Gene Ontology annotation, biological process: transmembrane transport.
AUGGGUAUUCAGCGGUGCAUUACUUUGGAUGUGCAACUGGGCUUCGCAUUGCGCUGGCUCCAUCAUGAACUGGCUGCCACCGCUUUGCAGGAUCUGCGGGCUAAAAACAUGCCGUUCACCAUCGGCAAUCUGGUCACCGCUAGAGGCUCUCCUGCAUAUAGCGUGGCCCUCACGGCACCUGUGAUUGUCAUUUUGCUCUGCUUCUCCAUCUGGAUGGUCCGGGUCAUCAUAUCCACGCGCCCUAAGUCCCAUCUCUUCGACGACCUUCCCACCGUUCUUCUAUAUGGACCACUGUAUAAGACCUACUGCGAUAAUGCCGCCGUAUUCGCUAUGGUCCCGUUCUUCUUAAAUCUUGGGGCCGUUGGAUACACCCGUGCCUUUGGUCAGCUCUGGGAUUCCUGUGGGCCGAUUCGCCCCGGCUUCGUGAGGCAUUGGCCGAUUAUCCUUGGGUCCGUGCUAGAUCCAAUGGCCCCCACGUUGCCAUUUUCCGGGGCCGUCUCGCAGUGCUAA